This is a messenger RNA of Physella acuta, 1197 nucleotides long. RefSeq names its product alkaline ceramidase 3. Gene Ontology annotation, molecular function: N-acylsphingosine amidohydrolase activity. Gene Ontology annotation, cellular component: endoplasmic reticulum membrane. The record is from RefSeq and is a predicted model, not a curated record. NCBI's taxonomy places the organism in Eukaryota, Metazoa, Mollusca, Gastropoda, Physidae. Gene Ontology annotation, biological process: phytosphingosine biosynthetic process; ceramide metabolic process.
CCAUAGGACUGGGAUCAUGGCUGUUCCACAUGACACUCAGAUACAGCAUGCAGCUGUUGGAUGAGGUUCCGAUGCUGUGGGCCAGCACUUGUUUUAUUUAUUUAACGUUAAUGGUAAAAGGCAAGCCAAAUAUAGAAAACAAAAAACUUCAAGCGGCCUUGUUUACAAUGUGUACUAUUGUCACUCUGAUGCACAUUCUCAUCAACCUACCUGUUUUUUUCCAGGUAGUUUAUGGUGUUUUGAAUGUUAUUGUCAUUUUUCUUCUAUUUAAAAUUGCAUUAACAAUGGAAUGUAAUAAAGCCCUUUACAUGUUAGGGUUUUUAUGUUACCUGGUUGGUUUCAUCCUAUGGAAUGUGGACAACCUAUACUGCCAUAAACUUAAAUCUCUAAAGGUUGCACAGACUACAGGCAUGUUGUUUGAGUGUCAUGCAUGGUGGCACAUUUUUUCAGGCAUUGGUGCAUAUCUCGGCUUUUUAUUUUUGCUACACACUAGAUAUGUGUUUCUAAAAAAGAAGCCAGUUAUUCAGUUGGUAUUUGAAUUUUGGCCUUAUGUUAUUACAGACACCACAGAAAACAAUAAUAAAAUAAAUAUGUAAUCUAUUAUUUUUGAGAGCCAUGAUUUGACUUAUGCAAUCUAUUUGGAUUAAUUCUAUAAUUCAGUAUUUUUUGUACAUUUUGCUAAAAAAUUAUUUUUCGUUUUUGUUCUGUUCCUUUAGUCAUCUAAAAGUGUAUUUUAAGCAUAUUUUUUUAUUUUACCACGUUUUUUUGGAUGCAUAAUUUAUAGUAAAAAUUAUGAAUGAAUUGAAAUGCAUUAUUAUAAUAUAAAUAAAUGUAUUGAUGUUAUUCACUAGAAGAUUUAGACUGUUGUUUUUGUUACUGUUUAUGUGCUUGCUGAUAAUUAAAAUUAUAUAAUUGUGUCAUAUGUAUAACAGAUAAACCAUAGCGAUAAAUCCAGCAUAUUGUGAUGUUAAUCUCAGCCAACACCUUUUUUUACCAUGCUACAUAUCUUUUUUUAUGGUUGUGUGUGAAUAUUUUGAUCACAAUUAUUUCAAUAUUUGAUUUAUAUAUAUAUAUUCACAUUUCAUAUUAUUUAUUUUUUUAAAGUUGCUAUAACAUUUAUAUUAAAUCACAUUUCAUUUUAUAAUUCAAUUUUAUAGAUCACAUUGUAUUGUAUUGUAUGAAAUAAUGUGCUAGUAA